Molecule: messenger RNA, 1529 nt
Organism: Puntigrus tetrazona (Sumatra barb)
Lineage: Eukaryota; Metazoa; Chordata; Actinopteri; Cypriniformes; Cyprinidae
Gene: tubb6
Product: tubulin, beta 6 class V
Exons: 4
Coding region: 72-1412 (446 amino acids)
Biological process (GO): microtubule cytoskeleton organization; mitotic cell cycle
Cellular component (GO): cytoplasm; microtubule
Molecular function (GO): structural constituent of cytoskeleton; GTP binding; GTPase activity
Source: RefSeq, a predicted model, not a curated record
AGAGAGAGAGAGAGACUGAACUCAGAGCAGAACCAGAGCCCGUUCAGAGGAGCAUCUUCACACCUACAGCGAUGAGGGAGAUCGUCCACAUUCAAGCCGGACAAUGCGGCAAUCAGAUCGGAACAAAGUUCUGGGAAGUGAUCAGCGACGAGCACGGCAUCGAUCCGGCCGGCAUCUACGUGGGUGACUCGGCCCUGCAGCUCGACAGAAUCAACGUGUACUACAACGAGGCGUCCUCUCACAAGUAUGUCCCCAGAGCGGUGCUGGUGGACCUGGAGCCCGGAACGAUGGACAGCGUUCGCUCUGGGGCGUUCGGACAGCUCUUUCGACCGGACAACUUCAUCUUUGGACAGACAGGUGCGGGAAACAACUGGGCCAAGGGCCACUACACGGAGGGCGCCGAGCUGGUGGACUCCGUCCUGGACGUGGUCAGGAAGGAGUGUGAGCACUGCGACUGCCUGCAGGGCUUCCAGCUCACGCACUCCCUCGGCGGAGGAACCGGUUCGGGAAUGGGAACCCUUCUGAUCAGCAAGAUCCGAGAGGAGUACCCCGACCGCAUCAUGAACACCUUCAGCGUCAUGCCUUCGCCCAAAGUGUCCGACACGGUGGUGGAGCCCUACAACGCCACGCUCUCCGUGCACCAGCUGGUGGAAAACACUGACGAGACCUACUGCAUCGAUAACGAGGCGCUGUACGACAUCUGCUUCCGCACGCUCAAGCUCACCACGCCGACGUACGGCGAUCUCAAUCACUUGGUGUCCGCGACGAUGAGCGGCGUCACCACUUCGCUGCGGUUCCCCGGGCAGCUGAACGCAGACCUGCGCAAGCUAGCGGUCAACAUGGUGCCUUUCCCCCGCCUUCACUUCUUCAUGCCCGGCUUCGCUCCGUUGACCGCGAGAGGGAGCCAGCAGUAUCGCGCGCUCACCGUGCCCGAGCUCACCCAGCAGAUGUUCGACGCCAAGAACAUGAUGGCCGCUUGCGAUCCGAGGCACGGCCGAUACCUCACGGUGGCUACCGUUUUCCGCGGGCCCAUGUCUAUGAAGGAAGUGGACGAGCAGAUGUUGGCCAUCCAGAACAAGAACAGCAGCUAUUUCGUCGAGUGGAUCCCCAACAACGUUAAAGUGGCGGUGUGCGACAUCCCGCCCAGGGGGCUGAAGAUGGCCUCCACUUUUAUCGGGAACAGCACCGCCAUCCAGGAGCUCUUCAAGCGCAUUUCCGAGCAGUUCUCGGCCAUGUUCAAACGCAAGGCUUUCCUGCACUGGUUCACCGGCGAGGGAAUGGACGAGAUGGAGUUCACCGAGGCCGAGAGCAACAUGAACGACCUGGUGUCGGAGUAUCAGCAGUACCAGGAGGCUACGGCCAACGACGGCGAGGAAGCGUUUGAGGAUGACGAGGAAGAGGUGAACGAGUGAACGGCUGGCGCAUUUUUUCUGUCGUUUUUUUAAGCUGUGAUUUUUACGUUUUGUAUGCGGAUGACUCAAGUCCCAGUAAACUAAUUGAGCUUGCAAUAAAUGCUUUUGAGGACCACA